Messenger RNA from Entamoeba invadens IP1, 2673 nucleotides. RefSeq lists its product as hypothetical. Gene Ontology annotation, molecular function: guanyl-nucleotide exchange factor activity. Gene Ontology annotation, biological process: Ras protein signal transduction; positive regulation of GTPase activity. Bases 1 to 2673 code for a protein of 890 amino acids. Gene Ontology annotation, cellular component: plasma membrane. The transcript has 3 exons. The record is from RefSeq and is a predicted model, not a curated record. Lineage: Eukaryota; Evosea; Mastigamoebida; Endamoebidae.
AUGGCAGAUUCUGAACCGCGAGCUGUCGAAGUUAUAGCGUUGGAAUGUUACAACACCAUAUCGAAACUCAAGAUCACAUCUGUAACAAAAAGUUGGGACAUUGCUGUGAUUCAAUUGGACAAACUUGAUAAACUCUUUGAAGAAAUAUUUGACGCAGUCCAACUAACUCCAGAAAACCAAGAAAAAAUGACAAAGGCGUUUGACACUAUAUGCGCUAUACGUGCACAACAAUUCACUCUCAUCACAGACUUCGAUCAAUCAGUUGCAGUCCUUACAACAUUGGUAUUGGAAGUGACGUGUGUCCCCCCUCCUCCCAAACGAAAACCAAAGAAAGUUCUUUCGAAAGACACCAUCGGCAAUCCGUUGACUGAAAAACAGAAAAAGUUAUCCAAACCACAUUAUGAACGUCGUGCUACGACGUUCGACGUCAACAACAGAACAAAAGCUCAAAUCAUUCUCGACGACCAAAUUCAGUCGAUCAAAAAACCGGCUCUUAUUCUCUUUCUUGAAACGUAUCCAAAGUUCGAAGACGUCCACGCGACUUUCGCGAAGAUCAAAGAACUAUUGGAAGAACGGAAGAAGGUACUUGAUAAGAUAUGUGUUCGACCAAAUUAUGACCACGUCCUUGCGUCUUCGAAACACGGCGAUAUCAUCUCGCUUAAUGUCGAGUGUCAAGCUAAUGCAAUGGCAAAGAGAAUAUAUGAGGGACUCAACCCUCAAAGUGCUCUCGACAUAUUUGUAGGGAAGGUUGACUCAUUGAGCGACAAUGGAUCAGCCCCGAAACGACUUGAUAUCUCCACCUUUGCUCAUCGAAAGAGUUCAACAAAAAUGCGGAUCAUCGGGAUGAUGACGCCAAUGACACACUUUCUUGAAGAACACGAAAUAGAGAACGACGAGAUGUUGGAAAAGAUGGACGCCUACGAGAAAAUUGCAUACGGAAGAUUGAUAGAAAGUGCUGCAAACAUCCCUUCAUUGAUGGAAGAUGUCACGUCCUUUGGUGCACUUGGGUUAAUUCCAGAAUUAACUAACACUGCAAAUGAAUUGAAGAGUGCAUGUAUUGAUAUUGUCAGUUUCCUUCCAAUUGUGUUUACCAAGGCCGCGGAAGUAGUGUCUGGUGGUGUUGUUGGGUGUUGGAAGAAGGUGUCACAGGACAUUUCACAAAUAUCGAUGUUGGCGUUAUCAAAAUUGAAAGACACAGAAGUCAGUGGAAUACCACAAGAGAUCAACGACAUGUACACUGCCGAGUACGCAAAACGGAAAUUGCAGUCUGCUGGAACACAGGUCUUAGCAAUUAUUUCACACAUCGUUCACCUCAGACCAAAAGAUGAAGGGAAGUUAUCAAUACGGAAGAGUGGGUCUCCCAAAUUAGGGUUAGACCGUUCUUUCCGACUUGAGACAUUAUUAAUGUUGGAGUUGUUUUCUGUAUCGAAUUCAAUAGUACUGACGCUUCAAAAAUACAUUUCCUCUGUGCAAAACAUGGGAAAGACUGAAAGGAAGUUACCAACCGACGCGAAGUAUGACUCACUGACUGUUGUGAAUGUGAAAGGGAAAGUAAUUGCUGGUGGGAUUUCUGGACUUUUGCUUGAAGGGAAGACUCGUGGGCAAGUUGAAGAGAUGAUAUAUCCUGUGUUGGGGCAAUAUGGGAGUAAAAUCAAAGAUAUAUUGGACGUGUUACCUGAAGGACUGUGUGAGAUCAUUACUAACAAAAUCAUUCAUAACAACUUUGCUGAAUGUGACCAAGGCGAGUUGUGGAAGUUUCUCGAUUUGGAGAAAAGUUCGUUGUUUGAGGGGUUGAAGGACAGAUACAAAAACGCGGAGAACUCCAGAAAGAAAGAGACUGCAAAGAAAAUCGCGCCAAUCUACGACUUCAUCAUGCCGGCAGAGGACCAAUUAUCACCACUUUUAAUGGUCGCACAAAUCGACCCACUCACAAUCGCUAGACAACUCACUGCGAUUUCAUUUGGAGAGUAUUCGAAGCUCAGAGUCAACGACUUCUUUGUGGAGAAUGGAGUCAUCCAAGUGAUCUUACAGAGAACUUCUGAGUUAUCCGAGUGGGUGUGUAACUCGGUACUUGAAUUCACUGAUGAUGAAAGCAGAACGUACAUGAAGUUACAGUUUUUGGGCAUUUUGGAGGGUCUUUUGAGUCUUGGAGACUUUAACUCUGCGUAUGGGAUAUACACUGGGUUGAGUCAUAAACUGAUGGAUAUUGUCAAAGUGCACCAACCGAAGAGCAGUGCGACUUUUGGAGCGAAGACGUCAUCAGCACAAUUUCUUACUGAGAUCACGUCAUAUGGUGAUAAAGAAGAGAAGGCAAGGAACGAGAAGAAGUUCAAAGCUUUUCAAAAGGUCGAUAAGAUCUUUUCCAAUUCGAAGAAUUUGAAAGCAGCGUAUAAAAAGCAUACAAUUUGUGUUCCUUUGUUGAGUGGGGUGAAAGAAGCAAUUGAAUUGGCGAAGAAAACAAACCCGGCAACAUUCAAGACAAAGGAAGGUGAGACGCUUGUGUGUUACGCGCAGAACAGAGAGAUAUAUGACUUAGUGGUCGAGUAUUUAAAGUACCAAAAAGAAAGCUAUAAUAUAGCUGCCGUUGAGCCACUAAGAGCUUAUUUGACGUCGUUGCCGUACUUCGACAAGUACGUUCAGAGUAAGUUGUAUGACUACAAAGAAGCUAUUUAG